This is a messenger RNA of Equus quagga, 293 nucleotides long. Its product is annotated as stimulated by retinoic acid gene 6 protein-like. The coding region runs from base 18 to 293 and encodes 91 amino acids. NCBI's taxonomy places the organism in Eukaryota, Metazoa, Chordata, Mammalia, Perissodactyla, Equidae. Gene Ontology annotation, molecular function: retinol transmembrane transporter activity; signaling receptor activity. The record is from RefSeq and is a predicted model, not a curated record. The transcript has 3 exons.
UUCAUUUCCCAAGCAGAAUGAUUAGAACCACUGUGUUGGCUUUUAUCUGCCUGUACCUUUUCACUGCCAUUGAGUUCUGCAUGUUCGUGUAUGUGAGAGAUGAGCUAGACCUGUUUGAGGGAGAGUUGGAGAGCUACAUCGCCUCCGUGAACCAGACGGGGACCCUGACCCCAGUCAUCCUGCAGGUGAAAGAGCUGAUGAACGUCACCAAAGGAGUCUGGGUGGUGACGAUUUUGCCUGCCUCCUUCACGUGUGUGAGCCAGCUGUUCCACAUUUUGGCCUGUUACAGAUAA